UGAUUUAGAUUUAUUUACAAUUCAAAAUUAUAUUUUUUAAACAAUUUCUUACAAAAGUAACAUGAUAUUUUGAUUAACAUUUUAUAAGAUAAAGUACAUUUGAAAGACCAUUGGGUAAACUGUUAAACAUUUUUUUUAAUGUUUAAAUGCAUACUUUUAUGUAACUCUUUUCAACCUAGUGCUUCAUUGCCACCUACAGGAAUGCCACCAAAAGGGAUAUUUCAUUUUGGCUUCUGACAUGCAGUAUGUGUGUGAAAAACAAUAAGGAGAGAUAUAUUUGGUUUAGAUAGCAUAGUUUGUGGCAAAAUAAAUAGACCCAAAGAAAAAUAAAGGCAAUUUCAAUAUACACACAAUAUCUACAUUUGUAUCAGUGGAUUUUGUCAUGUUUUUCUAAUCUAAAUUGUGGGAUUUAUGUGAAGUGAUAUGUUAUAUGAAUAAUAACGUUGGCUAUAUUCUGUUAUUAUUGCACCAAUAACAGUUAAUCAAUUUCUCUUAAGAUUUAUUUCAGCCCUUUGGAGAACAGGCAGCUGCCCUUUUGAAGGGCUAGGCCUAUAAACACUCCUAUGCUCUCAAGCGGUCAUGGAGCAGGGAAAAGACUAUUCAGAAAAGAGAGUGAACGCAUAUGAAUAAUGUAGGCCCUAUGUUUAAACACAUGCAUAAACAUUCAAAAACCGCAUUAAAUUGGAGUAAAAUAUAGUUUUGACUAGCGGUACUAAAAUGGCCGCUCUCUCUCUUCUGUCCAUUUCGUACUGUGCGCAAAUGGUGACGCUGGAGUCGAGGCCAAACUCGAGGAAAUCUUGACAGACUCCACAUAAUGUAUUCGCCUCCAACACUAUCCAAAUCAAAACGAUCCAUGGGAUUCAUUUGGAUUUGGAUAGUGUUGUAGGCGAAUACAUUUUUUAAGCAGCAUUUGUGUUUAAAUCUUACGAUUCUAUCUUUAUUUUCCUGUGACAUAGGCCUACUGAAUUAACACACUUUAUGAGCUAAAAUACCAUCGUGCACGCAACAUAAAUCAACCGGAGUAGCCCAAUUUGAUCAUUGUAAAACCCUCCUCCCUAUAAUCGAUUAUAUUUCUGUGGGACUGCAAUCCAGAUUAGAAUGGUCAAAAUGUGAUUCGAAAAAUGUACGUGUUGAAUGUAUAGUCUAUGUUAAACGUUUAUAACGGUAAAUAUACAUUUUGUAACUUUUAACAGUGUUUAGUCAUUUGGCAAAUUAUCUAAAUUACCAUGGGUCUAUUUAUUUUGAAGACAAUUUUAUUUUGUCUAUAGGCUCCAGGCGAUGAAUGCUGGUUGAAUACAUUUAAAUGUGUUAUUCUAAAUGAAAUGCAAAAAAAUGGUGCAGUAACCUGUGUCCAGCUCUCCAAAUACAUUCCAAAACAUUUUAUACAACUAUCGAAUGCAACAUUAUCCCCCAAAUAUAUAAACAUGAAUUGAGUUAUGCUAUCAUUUGAACUAUUAACAGGUUGCCAUAAAGGCCUAAAUAGAUAGCCAUCUUGCCUGCAUUGAACAGCUUGACGUGCAACGGUCCGAGUAUUAGGCUCUGUAUUUACGAAUGUGCAAAGAGAAAUAGUGUAGCCUACUGUACUGCGAGCAGUCGUUGGUCUUCUGCACAAGAGGCCCAUUCCCUUCCCCCCCUGGGUGUGCUUUUGUGUUCCUUCUGUGCUUACGUAAUGCUAACAUUGCACAAAACAGCUGUCCGGUUUUGCCAUACAAAAAAACGUUACUAUGAUUCAGUCGGAUUUUUAAUAGAGAUCUGCCGGUCAGAGAAAGACAUUUAGCCAACAAUAAUUUAUUUUUUACAUUUUACCUUCUACUCUAGUUGCUUCUAUAAUAGUAAAAAACACGCCCUGCAAUAAUUUGAGCACUGAGGAACGAAUGGAAUGGUCUGCAUGGUUAUAUUCUAUAUGUUAUAUUCUCUACGAGAAAGGCCCAUCAAUUGCUGGUAUCUGGUAUGCCCAAAGCAUAAAUUUUGUUUUCAGAGGGUGUAAACACGUCGUUGGAUGGCUGGUUUAGGCUAGUUUAGCCUCGUGACCUUAUGGUUCGAAGAUCCUUUUAACCUUGGCCAAUUACGCAGCAAUUGUGCAUUGGGUAUUGAACCCUUCCUGGAAAACCCAGCUCCUCUACAGUUGACUCUAAAACAGUUCCGAAAUGUAGACUAUGUUCUCUGUUUUUGACAGUGAGGUUAUUCAACCGCUGUGUUGAUCAAGAGACUAAGAUUGAUCAGCAUUAUGCAUGGCAUAGACUACUGUACGCAUAGCAACUGUAGCCAGACGAGCACACCUGGAGACCCUUACUCAGGAAAACAACCUCACCACACACACACACACACACAGCUUUGUUCCUAUUGUUCUGCUUUACCUAUAGGAUGGAUUACAUCUUGCUUGUCUGACAUGUAACAUCUUCUGAGUAGCUGAUCAACACCUCGAAAUACAACAUCGAACCAUUAUCUUGAAGGGGAAAUAGAGAGAGCACGAAGAAGUCUGAAAUCCCCUUUGAGUAUCCUGAACGAAAUACAGCACUAUGUUCGAAAUCGUUUCUUCUGACCUUAUAUGGCUGUGUGGGUGCAGUGCUCUCAGACGCGUGGCAACCGGCCAGAUUCUCAGAUUACUGUCGUUCGCCAAAACCGGUUUAGAUCUACCAGCAACUAGACUGAAUGUGCCAUGUUUCUCCGCUCUGUCGUUUGAAUUCUGCUGUAGCCUACACUCUUUUACACACAGAUACACACACACCCGUUGAAGUCAUAUUUCUUGCGCACCACUGAUAUGCUACAUUUCCAGUGAGCAAACAGAGACCUGUGUGGGAGACUCAGUUAUUUUUUGCGACUGACUAUUUCGCCCAGCAAUGGCGCAGCAACAUAACCAGCACAUAGUGAUCUCGUUUGUCUGUGAAGAAGCCAUUUUGAAAUUGAGAACAGAACAGCAGAGAGAAGCCAUUAAACAACAGUACAUAUAAAAAGGUCGUUUUUGGACAAGUGGGAGCAAUGAGAUGUCUACAAGAUUAAUGACCCCUUAAAGCAUUUCAGUGCUCCCAAUAAGACAUCUUUCUAUUGGAUUACAUGUUUAAUUAACUGUGUUGCAUCCCCACCCUUCCCUUAAGCCAAUAUUAGAGGAUCCGAAGAUGGGAUUGAAAACGUUCCAUUUCCCCCUGCAUUUAGGCCUGAUAAAUGUAUUUCAUCACAAUGUUAAGGUUUGGCGAACGGCAUGGACAACCACCAUCCCGUUUGCAGUUCGGGAGAGAAACGAAGUCACCAUUGGAGAUGUUUCAAGUUGAUUAUUGACCCAGCGUUGAAAAAGGGAUCGCACAAACUGUAUCGUUACGAUGGAACUUCAUUUAACAUGCCCAACCCUGGGAUGCCACCCGUCGAUAUCGUCCGAGACCCAAGAAUCGGUCGUCUCUGGACAAAGUACAAGGAGACCGAUCUGCCGGUUCCAAAGUUUAAGAUUGACGAAUGUUACAUCGGCCGUGUUCCACCCAAGGAGGUGACAUUUGCCAGGCUGAAUGAUAACAUCAGAGAAGGUUUUUUGACUGACAUGUGCAAGAAAUUUGGAGACAUAGAAGAGGUGGAAAUUCUCUACAAUCCGAAGAACAAAAAGCAUUUAGGAAUAGCUAAAGUUAUUUUUGGAACUGUAAAAGCAGCCAAGGAUGCUGUCCAGACUCUACACAACACGUCUGUCAUGGGCAACAUCAUCCACGUGGAGCUGGAUCCUAAAGGAGAGAAUCGCCUUCGAUACUUCCAGCUACUUCUGAAUGGCACCUUCACCCCUCGGACACUUCCGGUGGGAGGAGAAGUGUCCCCUCGUAGCCUGGCAGAGGCUCUUCUGGCCUGUGAACCCUUGCGCCGGCUCUCUGAGAGCAGCUCAUCUGCUGCAGUGGGAGGCACAGUGACCCCCAGCGGCACCGGCACCAACACCACCCCACUGUCCCAGGACACGGCUUACUCUAGCCUAAGGCAAGACACGCCGCAGUCCCAGGGCACCCCUCAUACCCCUCGCCAGACCAGCACCCCCUUCUCUCAGGACUCCAGCUAUUCCAGCAGACAGGGUACCCCAGCCUACCAGUCUAGCCGGGCCGAAGGCUCCGGAAGCUACAAGUCUCGCAGACACGAGAGCAAGUUCCAGGAUGCCUACAACCGGAGACCGGAGAGGCGCUACGUCCAUGGCGCUGGGGGAUCGGGAUCCUCCUCAUCCUCCUCCUCUUACCGAGGAAAUUUUGAACAGUCUGCCUUUAAGCAGCACCAACCUGCCCCACCUGAACCCCCUCCCUCUGCCUCAUCCUUUGCCCACACACCACCUCCCCCUACCAGUGCCAGCUUUAAGUCAGCCUUCUCCCCCUACCAGCAGGCCCCCAUGCCCCCGGCGUUCCCCCCCUCAGAACCUCCGAUCCACCAGCCCGUCCAGCGGGAAGCGGAGUAUCGGAGACCCCCCCAGCCCCCCAUGGCCCCUGCCACUGACUUCAUGCCAGUCAAAGAUAAGCCAGGUACUCCACCCAUUCCAGAACCCCCACCUGAACCCAAGGCCCACCCCAGCACCCCCCUUGCCCGGAAACCAGAGCCCUGCCCACCUUCUCCCGGCACCCCGACGCUGGAGUCAGAGCGAAAUAGCCUGGACUCCCGUAUCGAGAUGCUGCUCAAGGAGAAAAGGACAAAGCUUCCCUUCCUUCCUGGAGGCGACUCAUCAGACACUGAGGUGCGUAUGGAGGGGAGCCCCAUCUCCUCCUCUUCCUCUCAGCUGUCACCCAUCCCUCCUUAUGGGGGCACCCACACCUCUCGGCCCUCUAGCACAGGCCUGGAGGAUGUCAGCCCUACGCCCCUGCCUGACUCCGAUGAUGAGGAGCCCAUCCCUGGAACAGGCUUGCUCCUCGAGAGGGUCAUCUCCCCAGACCAUCUCCAUGGGAUGAACACCAGUGACCCGAAGGAUGGUCGCCUCGGAAACCACACACCCACAGACAAAUUGGAGAGCCAUCAGUCUUCUGGGGAAGACAUGGAGAUCUCGGAUGAGGACGACAUGCCAGGCACGCCCACGCACAGUGGCGACUGUGCCAAAGGCAUCGUGGUCCACUCUGCUGUGUCCCCCAUGCAGUCUAUGCCCCUCCCACCCCCCGGCUUCCACCCUCUACCCCCUCAAGCGGGCUUCGGUCUUCCACACCACCUCUCUGCCGUCCCGGGCCCUCACCUGGCACCUGGAGUGCCCCACCCCAUGCUGCCUCACCUCUACCCCCAUGGCAUGGUGCCCAUGAUGCAGAUGGAGCUGAUGAGCUGCCUGCCUCAAUGGGGCAGUGUUCACAUGUCCUUCCAGAUGCAGACCCAAAUGCUGAGUCGCAUGGCCCAGACCCGGGGGCCCUACCCCUACCCACACUUCAUGAACACAGGAGGGACGGCUUCAGCUGGGUCAGCAGCCAUGCAGUUUGGGGGUCCCUACCUACCCUUGUCCAUGAGUAGCACCCCAGCUGCCAGUGCAGGGGGCCACGGGCAGCAACCUUGGCCCCAUCCUAGCAUUCCCAAGUUCAACCCUGCUGUUCCUCCACCAGGCUACGAGGCUAAGAAGGAGGAUCCUCACAAGGCCACUGUGGAAGGGGUGCUGCUGGUCAUCGUCAAGGAGCUGAAGGCCAUCAUGAAGAGGGACCUCAACCGUAAGAUGGUGGAGGUGGUGGCCUUUAGGGCCUUUGACGAGUGGUGGGAUAAGAAAGAACACUCAGCCAAGGCGUCCCUGACCCCGGUGAAGGCUGGCGAGGAGGAGAAGGAGAAGCCCAAGCCCAAAGAGACCAUGGGCUCCAGUCUACUGGAGAACUGGAACAAGGGAGAAGGCCUAGGCUAUGAGGGUAUGGGCCUGGGCAUCGGCCUCCGAGGAGCCAUCCGCCUGCCCUCCUUCAAGGUGAAGAGGAAGGACCCUCCUGAUGCCACCUCCACCGGGGACACUAAGCGAGCGCGACCCUCCACGCCUGUGGACGAUGAGCUGGAGGACAUAGCGGAACUUCCAGAAGACGGGUCCAGGAUGGACGAGGACAGUGCGGCAUUACGGAGGCGACAUGCGCGGCCGCUGGAGCUGGACAGUGAGGGCGAGGAGGAAGAAGAGACUUCUGGGAAAGAGGAGUCUCUGUCCGAUAGGGAGGAGGAGCCUGACGAGACAGAGGCUUCUGAGAGGUUGUCAUCGGGCAAGGAGAGUGGAGAGGAUGAGGAAGAAGAUGAGGCGGCCUCAACCAGUGAUGGUGAAUCAUCGGAGUCGUCGGAUGAGGACGUUGCCAGUUCAGCAUCCUCGAAAGUUGUCUCUGACUCCUCUGCGAGUGGGGACUCCUCUGACUAUGAUUCCAGUUCAGAGGAGGAGGCAGAAGAAGAGGAGGAGGAAGAGGAGGAGGAGGAGGCGGCAGUAGACGUGGAGAGUCUACCGGAUAAAGACGAGGACCGGGUUCGGACAUCUUCGUCCUCAUCCUCCUCUUCAUCUUCCUCAUCUGAGGAGGAGGUGGAGCCCAAGGCGCCCAGCACGCCCUUAGGUCCUCCCCCAGAGGAUGAGCCCUCCGAGCUGGCUGGUUUAGAGGAAGACCAGAGGCCUAGGGAGGGGCUGAAGCUCAAGCCCAACCACAGAUCCCUCAGCGAGGUCACAGGAGCAGCGGAGCCUGGCCAGACCAGCCUGGAGGACCUCAGGCCCCGUUCACCCAAAGGAGUCCCAGCUGAGGAGUCGGACCUUGACCUGGAAGUCACCAUCCCUGUAUUGAAGACAGAGCCCCAGGAUGAUGUUACUAACCUGCGGCCGCCCACCCCGACGGGCUCCCUGGCUGACAGCGACCAGGACUCUCGACCCAAGGCCCACACAGAGGACAAGGAUCUGCCCUGUACGCCAGGUAGAGGGGCUUCCACAUCCCUGGACCCCGACGCAGUCCUCCUUAGAUCCCUAGUAGUCCCACCUAUGCACCUCCCCCUCCCACCUUCCCCAGCCAUGGGAGGCCACUCCCUCCUGCUACCGCCUCCCAGCCCCAUGCCGGACCUCCCCCUCCCCUUUAGGGCCAGGCUGUCCACAGACGAGGAUGUGCCCCGCACCCCUGGCAGGGACCUGAUGGACCGGGCAAGGGGCCUGGGCAAGUCCCAGAACAGCACCGAGAACGUGCCCGUCACACCUGGCAGCGAUGCCCCUCUGACUGGCAGCAGCCUGGUCAGCCUCAGCUCCCCCCACAUAUCCGGCAGCCCCUUCUCCUACCCUGCCCAGUCCCCCGUCCUGAGUGCAGGUAUCCCCCGAACCCCCGGCAGAGAUUUGACCUUUACCCCUGUCUUCCCAGACCCCACAGCCCUGGCUGCUGGCCUUCCCAUCCACCGGAAAGCCUCUUCAGAAAGUCCACUGUUCAAGGAGCCUCCACUCAGCACCUUGGCCAACCAGACCUUGCCCCCCGUCUCCCUCCAGGGACAGGCCUUAACCAGCGUGCCAAAAGACCUGACUGCUGUCCCGGCCUUAGACCUCCCAGUGCCCCCGGACAUAACCCCGCCUAAGAGGAAGCCUGGGCGACCCAAGAGUAAAAAGGCUGCAGCUCUGGCAGCUCUGGCAGCACUGACUUCUCCUAAGACUGAGCCUAUGGAGCUCUCAGCGACUCUCACCUCCAUGCCCCCCUCUUUGCCUCACGAUGCCCAGCUCCGAGAACUCUCUGCAGACACGGCUGCUGCAGACACUCUUCCUGGAAUCCCCGGCUACGUUGGGCUAGACUCCUCCACAGUGGGCCUGGACUUCCGGGAAGGGGAGCCAGAGCCGCAUACGGUUCUGCCCCUUGACGACCGGUUCCUCCCCUAUGAAGAAGAGGAGCGCGUGCAGAAGCCUGCCCGUAAGGUGCGGCGAGGGUGGGAAGAGCUGCUGCUGGCUAGCCACUCCCCCGCGUUCACGCCGCCGCGGCCCCACCUCGCUCCACGCUCUGAGUUUGAGGAGAUGACCAUCCUGUACGACAUCUGGAACGACGGCAUCGAUGAGGAGGACAUCCGGCACCUGCAGGUCACCUACGACAAGAUGCUGCAGCAGGACAAUGGCAACGACUGGCUCAACGACACACUGUGGGUCCAGCACCCUCCUACCAACAUCCCAGCGGUGAAGAGGAAGAGGAGGGACGAUGGCAUGAGGGAUCACAUGACUGGCUGUGCCCGUAGCGAGGGCUACUACAAGAUCGACAAGAAGGACAAGAUCAAAUACCUCAACAGCAACAAGCACCUGCUGGAGGAGGGGCCCAUAGACAUGCAGGGCAAGAGCAUUCCCGCACAACCCCUCGUCUCCACCAGAGCUGGCUCUGAGCGUCGGUCUGAACAGCGCCGUCUGCUGUCCUCUUUCAGCUGUGACAGCGACCUGCUCAAGUUCAACCAGCUGAAGUUCCGUAAGAAGAAGAUUCGGUUCUGUAAGUCGCAUAUCCACGACUGGGGUUUGUUUGCUAUGGAGCCAAUUGCUGCUGACGAGAUGGUGAUUGAGUACGUGGGUCAGAACAUCAGGCAGGUGAUUGCUGACAUGAGGGAGAAGCGCUACGAGGACGAGGGCAUCGGGAGCAGCUACAUGUUCCGUGUGGACCACGACACCAUCAUAGACGCUACCAAGUGUGGCAACUUCGCCCGCUUCAUCAACCACAGCUGCAAUCCCAACUGCUACGCCAAGGUGAUCACAGUGGAGUCCCAAAAGAAGAUCGUCAUCUACUCCCGACAACCCAUCAACGUCAACGAGGAGAUCACCUACGACUACAAGUUCCCCAUCGAGGACGAGAAGAUCCCCUGCUUGUGUGGGGCAGAGAACUGUAGGGGAACGUUGAACUAACGUUAGUCUCUGGCCAAGGGGAAACUCCCGGAAAACAACAAGCACUGUUACCAACCAACGUUGUCCCCUAUUCCCUGGACACACACACAGAGACAUCAUGCUAAAAACACAAGGACAAAAGAGGAGGGGUGGAAGAACCAGGAGAUGGGUAAACAACCCAUCAUCUGGAUACAGUGCAGCUACCUGUCUGGGACUCUUUUUAUACAUGCAGAUAUUUACUCAAGAUUGUUUACGAUUCCAGGUGCUCUUUAAAAUGGACAUAAACAUGAGUUUUCUACUACUCUGCCAGUGACCUUUUUGAAUUUCCACAAUGCUGUACACCAUCUGGCUUCCUGGUGCAGCACCCUUAAUUGUUUUGUGUUCUAUUCAGCAUGGUUCCCCCCAGGUCUGGUCUUGGCUUGUACAGUUUUACCUACUCCAGCUUUUCUCAUAAGCUUUACAGAGACCACGUGGAACGUAGCCCUCCAUUUUCUAUGUACACACACACACACACACUUCUAGCUCUAGCUGCUCAUUUAAUACUGUUGACACGCACAAUGAAAACACUUGGCAGUGGGAGGGACACCGCUUCCCCCGCGGGAGAUGACACUAUUCUCACCAUUUUGGUGGCCAUAGUGGCACAUACAGGAAGUAGGUUUGGGGUCUUGAGAACUGGGUUUGCCACCCAAGGAGAAACCUGCGGGGAUGCCUCCAUUUGCUUAACCCCUCCCCGCCCCUCCCCCCUUUUGUUUUCCAUAGUAAAUGCAGAAAACUGAUGUAAUUGAAGCUACAGAAUGAGUCAUUGUGUCAUCAAGUCACAAACAUGUGGAGAUCACUGGAGUGCAGAUGAAUCCACACCUACUCAUUCCAGCAAAGAAUAUAGAGUAUGCUGCUGUCUGUUACUUUAUUUAAACAUGAAGGAAUACGUUUUCAGAGAUGUAUAAAAUGUUAUUCCAAUGGUUUUGCCAUCCUUUGUUGUCGUUCAGAAAUGACCCUUCGUACUGUUUUGUCUUCCCCCAAAAACACUAUUGUAUUUUGCGUGCAAUGAGUGAAAGUACUGCCCUCUGUAGGCCAUACGAAUGGGAAAAUAAUGCAAGAUGGGUUCCUUCAAAAGAGGAACACAAUCGAACCUCUACACCAUAGUGUUGUGUUUCCAAAAGCAACCAUAGGCGCAUCAUUCCUUCCAUAGCAAACAUUGUUUAUCCCUGCACAGUGAGACUGCUGAUGCAGAUUGUAUUGAAAUGUUUAGACUUCAUGAUUGCUUGCUCACCUCCAACAUGACAUCCAUCCAUGUCAAUCUGGUUGCUGAGGUUACCAUGUUUAAAGAGGUGAUUGACCAUUUAAAAGACUGUUCUAAGGAAGGGUUCCGAUCCGUACAGCUGAUGAGUGAAUAGCAAUUUGAACUAGUAUUAUUAGGUUUAGGCUUUUCGUCAUGCUUAGAUUUCUUCCUAAAGCUUGUCCAAUGCUGUCUGGAAGCCAUACAGAUGUCCAUUGCAUUUCCAGUGUUAAAUCUUGAGAGAAGCAUUUAUUCAAUGUCUCUAUAAAGUUGACAACAGGAAAAUGAUAGUAAAAAUAGGUGAAACCUGGGUAAAUGUAAUUCCAAUGUUCUCACAUGACUGCAGUUACGAGGGGGGGGGGGGGGCUAGAAAAGAAGGCAGUUCAUAAACGUAAGUUAAAUCACAAGUGUCAUACACAUGUCUACGCUUCUGGGGUUUCCAUGACUACAGGGCAAAAAGUGUUUCUGAAAUCUGCCGCUUGCAACUGUGUUAAUGCGCAUGCACUAUUAUGAAAUGCUGUCUGCUUUCGCCUGUGUGGAUGCGUUUUGUAUUGUAUGUCAUGAAUGUGUGUGGUGUACGUGACAUUUGUCUUUAUUUUACUGUCUGGUGGUGUGUUGGUGAUGACUGGUUUAGGUGUUCUCACCCCAUGGUGCUUCUUUGUAACAUGUCUGGUCCCUCACGGUACAAGUUAGUUCAGUGUUCUACUCGGUUAUACACAAGUGUUUCUAAUCUCAAACAACCCAAAUAGACCUUGCACUAUCACCACACUAAGAACCCCCGAGCUUCAGUCUUCUGUUUGUGUGUGUUUGUCGCGUGGGUAUAUCGUCUCUUGUCAUUCAGUUUCGUGAAUCAUUGCCGUUUUUGAAUGCACUGGAGGCCUGCACUUCUGCUUACGCCCUCCUAGCCAAUCAGAAGUCUGACGACCAAGUCAUUCAUUGCUUCUCAUUCAGUUGGAUAGGUCAGUGUUUUUGCUUCUUUUUUUUUAACAACUGUGAUGUUUAUAUUGUACAGGAUCACUUGUAUAGAAAAAUACCUGAAGCUUUUUUUUUUAUUUUAUCUAUCGUCAUGGGGAAUACAUAAAAUGAUGCAUCUUUUUAAAUAUUUUUUAACAAAAAGGUGAGUAAUUUGAAGUGGUCUUUUCAGGGAUCAGUAAAAAAAUAUAUAUAUAUCUUUAAAAAAACAUGGGUUUAAUUGUUUAUCUAAAGGAAAGGUGCAUCUUGUACAGAAAAGAAAUCUCCACUUCCCUUUGAAAGAUUGUUUCUUGUAGAAACGUCUUCAUUUUUUUUCUGCCCAUUUCCUUUGUAAUCUUAAAAUGAAUAAAUACUUUAACUGUGAAUAUAUAUAUAUAUUUUUGUUCCGGGGGAUUUGCUACAGCAAUACAGCUGAGAGAUCUGUGUCAGACAGAGCUGGUGAAGCUGGUGGCAGUAUUUUCAGCUUGUGUCAAGCUUUAUUUAGUCGUUAUUGUUGUAAAUUCUAUGAAAACCUGUUUGCAGUGUGGAGAAAGGAAAAAACAUGGUGCAGAAAUGACAUGGGAAUGGGGUGGAAUCAUCAGCCUGUUUCUCAUGUCUAUUUAUCACACAAAUGUAUGAAAAAUAAAAUCAUAGAAAAUAAA
Molecule: messenger RNA, 11632 nt
Organism: Oncorhynchus kisutch (coho salmon)
Lineage: Eukaryota; Metazoa; Chordata; Actinopteri; Salmoniformes; Salmonidae
Gene: setd1ba
Product: SET domain containing 1B, histone lysine methyltransferase a
Exons: 18
Coding region: 3200-8764 (1854 amino acids)
Cellular component (GO): Set1C/COMPASS complex
Molecular function (GO): histone H3K4 methyltransferase activity; RNA binding; protein binding
Source: RefSeq, a predicted model, not a curated record